GCUUCAUCGCAGCAGCUGAAAUUCACAACCUCCGACUCGUGUGACCGAAUCAAGGAUGAGUUCCAGUUCCUCCAAGCACAAUACCACAGGUACCCAUUUAGCACUGUUGUUUCUCACACAAACCCUUCAACCAAGGCUUAUCAGAUGAACUAGGGGUUAAGAUACUAAACCUGUCUGCUAUUUGUGAAUACUCUGAGCAUAACCAUAUCUUUGUAGGUGAGUGUACAGACUAGAACACUUGAAUUAUAUUCUGCUAUGAGUUACAGUGGGGGGGUCAUGCAGCAAGACAAUGAUCCAAAACACACAAUCAAGUCUACAUGAAAAUGGUUAAAAAGCAACAAAGUAUACGUUUGGAAUGGCCUAGUCAAAGUCCAGACCUAAUCCCAAUUGAGAUGUUGUGGCAGGACUUGAAACGAGCCGUUCAUGCUUGAAAACCCACAAAUGUCGCUGAGUUAAAGAAGUUCUGCAUGCAAGAGUGGGCCAAAAUUCCUCCACAGCGAUGUGAGAGACUGAUCAACAACUACAGGAAGCAUUUGGUUGCAGUCAUUGCAGCUAAAAGUGGCACAACCAGUUAUUGAGAGUAAGGGGGCAAUUAAUUUUUCACACAGGGGAACUGGAUGUUGCAGAACUUUGUUAACCAAAAAAUAUAUAUUUAUUUAAUUAUUUGUAAACUCAGGUUCCCUUUAUCUAAUAUUAGGUUUUGGUUGACGAUCUGAUAACAUUCAGUAUCACAAAUAGAGAAAAUCACAAAGGGUGCAAAUAAUUUUUCUCGGCAUUGUAUAUUGGUGUACAUACAGUACACAUUAUGUAGAGUAGCCUAUGAAUGGCUGUGGUUGAGGUUAGAUCUGAGGAAUGGUCUCUACCAUCUGUGUCUGUGAUGCCUACUGUACAGUGGGGGGAAAAAAGUAUUUAGUCAGCCACCAAUUGUGCAAGUUCUCCCACUUAAAAAGAUGAGAGAGGCCUGUAAUUUUCAUCAUAGGUACACGUCAACUAUGACAGACAAAUUGAGAAAAGAAAAUCCAGAAAAUCACAUUGUAGGAUUUUUUAUGAAUUUAUUUGCAAAUGAUGGUGGAAAAUAAGUAUUUGGUCACCUACAAACAAGCAAGAUUUCUGGCUCUCACAGACCUGUAACUUCUUCUUUAAGAGGCUCCUCUGUCCUCCACUCGUUACCUGUAUUAAUGGCACCUGUUUGAACUUGUUAUCAGUAUAAAAGACACCUGUCCACAACCUCAAACAGUCACACUCCAAACUCCACUAUGGCCAAGACCAAAGAGCUGUCAAAGGACACCAGAAACAAAAUUGUAGACCUGCACCAGGCUGGGAAGACUGAAUCUGCAAUAGGUAAGCAGCUUGGUUUGAAGAAAUCAACUGUGGGAGCAAUUAUUAGGAAAUGGAAGACAUACAAGACCACUGAUAAUCUCCCUCGAUCUGGGGCUCCACGCAAGAUCUCACCCCGUGGGGUCAAAAUGAUCACAAGAACGGUGAGCAAAAAUCCCAGAACCACACGGGGGGACCUAGUGAAUGACCUGCAGAGAGCUGGGACCAAAGUAACAAAGCCUACCAUCAGUAACACACUACGCCGCCAGGGACUCAAAUCCUGCAGUGCCAGACGUGUCCCCCUGCUUAAGCCAGUACAUGUCCAGGCCCAUCUGAAGUUUGCUAGAGUGCAUUUGGAUGAUCCAGAAGAGGAUUGGGAGAAUGUCAUAUGGUCAGAUGAAACCAAAAUAGAACUUUUUGGUAAAAACUCAACUCGUCGUGUUUGGAGGACAAAGAAUGCUGAGUUGCAUCCAAAGAACACCAUACCUACUGUGAAGCAUGGGGGUGGAAACAUCAUGCUUUGGGACUGUUUUUCUGCAAAGGGACCAGGACGACUGAUCCGUGUAAAGGAAAGAAUGAAUGGGGCCAUGUAUCGUGAGAUUUUGAGUGAAAACCUCCUUCCAUCAGCAAGGGCAUUGAAGAUGAAACGUGGCUGGGUCUUUCAGCAUGACAAUGAUCCCAAACACACCGCCCGGGCAACGAAGGAGUGGCUUCGUAAGAAGCAUUUCAAGGUCCUGGAGUGGCCUAGCCAGUCUCCAGAUCUCAACCCCAUAGAAAAUCUUUGGAGGGAGUUGAAAGUCCGUGUUGCCCAGCGACAGCCCCAAAACAUCACUGCUCUAGAGGAGAUCUGCAUGGAGGAAUGGGCCAAAAUACCAGCAACAGUGUGUGAAAACUUACAGAAAACGUUUGACCUGUGUCAUUGCCAACAAAGGGUAUAUAACAAAGUAUUGAGAAACUUUUGUUAUUGACCAAAUACUUAUUUUCCACCAUCAUUUGCAAAUAAAUUCAUAAAAAAUCCUACAAUGUGAUUUUCUGGAUAUUUUUUUUUCUCAUUUUACAUUUACAUUUACAUUUUAGUCAUUUAGCAGACGCUCUUAUCCAGAGCGACUUACAGUUAGUGAAUACAUAUUUUUUUUAUACUGGCCCCCCGUGGGAAUUGAUCCCACAACCCUGGCGUUGCAAACGCCAUGCUCUAUCAACUGAGCUACAUCCCUGCCGGCCAUUCCCUCCCCUACCCUGGACGACGCUGGGCCAAUUGUGCGCCUCCCAUGAGUCUCCCGGUCGCGGCCGGCUGCGACAGAGCCUGGAUUCGAACCAGGAUCUCUAGUGGCACAGUUAGCACUGCGAUGCAGUGCCUUAGACCACUGCGCCACUCAGGAGUUUUGUCUGUCAUGGUUGACGUGUACCUAUGAUGAAAAUUACAGGCCUCUCUCAUCUUUUUAAGUGGGAGAACUUGCACAAUUGGUGGCUGACUAAAUACUUUUUUUCCCCACUGUAUGUUGCGUAAGUAUACAGUGUGGAGUACUAGAGUACACUGCUGCUCAUGGUUCUGUGCAAAAGCUCACAGGAAUAACCUACAUGAUUAGAAUAUCAAAUAAAUCACAUCAAGACUAAUACAUUUUCUUUCACCCCACCGUUUAACCCCAUUCAGAGGCAUACAGAAGCAGUUGAAAGAAUACAUUCUAGUAGUGUGUGUGCUGUUGCUCCAGAGGAGAAGACAUGAAAAUAUUUUUUUAUUUCUUUAAGAGCAGACCAAUGGAUGUGUGUGUCAGUUCUAUUUGGAACCCUAGUCUAGAACUUUGUUCUCUUUCAUGUAAUAAAAAGCACUGUUAUUGAUGUACCGCUAUAACCACAACCCAACAAAAUUGGCAGUUGCUAGAUGGUACAAGGUCAUUUGUUUUACCUGCAUUGAGAUGUACCAGAGAGUACAGUAUAUUGCUCUGUUUGAUUCAUGACUAAAUGUGUGGAGUUCAUGGAUCUCAUGUUACCCAAGGAAGGUUUCCUCUUAAUGGAUUUCUAGCCUUUGAAGCAGCAGGGCUACAACUGCCUCUGAUUCCCUCCCUCUAUUUACCUGUGGUAUAGGAACUAGGAAGUGUAUUGGCUGAGGUUUUCUUUCCUCCCUGUUCCAUUGAGCUUCAUCAGAGGAGAAGCAGAUAAAAGCCUGUGUGUUUGUUCGUUGUGUGAAAUUUCUGUCUGUCUGAUCAUCAGUCCAUUCCUAGUGUAGCAGGAACACCUCAGAGCCUGGGCUUUGGUGUGUAAUUCCCUAGACAACCCACCGCCCCACUGUUUAACCCCCUUCAGAGGCAGAUGGAAGCAGUUGAAAGAAUACCUUUUCUCUACGCCGUAUUCAGAGCAUGCAUACCCGCUGCCUAAUGACUUGAGCUGAGGAUAGACAAGGCUUUGUAGAAGGCUGCGUUCAGCCCUUUUAAAGGGAAAUGUUCUGCAGGUGGUCUCCUGAGCAUAGUAGCAAGCAUUGUAUCUGUUGCUCCCCCCCCCUCACAUGCAUAAAUAGAUCAGGGAAUACAUCAAUCAAAAUAAAGAUGACAGCAGGAGCGAUUUAGAGGCGGAAGGAGCGGCAAUAAAACUCCAUCAAAGUGUCGUUUGAGAGUGUCUCUCCGAGCCCCCGGGCCGCCUCCACCAAUCACAAGCGCACAAAGACAAUCACAAUCCGCUCUCAGGUAGGGUGGCAGCAGGGGAGGCUGGUCGUCAUGACAACCAACCCCUUUGUUUGCGCUCGCACUGCUGGAUUUUAUUUUAUUUAUUUUUUUGGAGGGGGAGGAGGAAAAAGCGAUUUGGCUAAGUGGAGGCUGCAGGCGAAAGAGGAGUAGAGAUGGAGGGCCGGAGGGAGGGAGGGAGCUGUCUGAAUGAAAUGCGCCCCCUGAGCACUUGUUUGGUCAGGGAAUCUGAGGACUGCUGUUGAAUUGUAAUGAGGUGGUUUAUUCUUUAAAGGAAAAUAUUUGUUUGUCAAAAGAAAACUAUUUUAGAUGUAAAUGGCAUGUUAUAGACACCUUUUUUGGUGAUUUUACUUGUUUUUGAUAGACUUACCCCAAACAACAAAUCACUUCCUCAUUCUCGUGUUGUGCAUUAUGAGGGCCCUGAAAAAACAUGAACAAACACAAAUGCGUCCUUUUCGAAAACUGCAAAGCUCUCAGUAUAGUGAUGCAGGUCUUUAAAUGUUGUACAUAAGAAAUUGUCAUUCUGAACCUUAUCCUUAACGUAAUAGUCCCCUACGCAGAAGUGCAGACCGGGUGUGUCCUUAUAGUAUAAACUUAUGUUUAUCAAAAACAAGUGAAAUCACAAAGGUGUCUGGACCCUUCUAUAACAUGGCAUUUACAUCAAAAAUAGAGAUUUGGUUGUGUAAAAAAAUUAUCCUUUAACCUUUUCACUUUGGGCUGGGUUAACAGCGCAGCUUUUAUGAAUCCAUUUGCAUCCACUAUUUUUCCAUGUCAGUGUCGGAAUCAGCGGUGGCUAUGAGCAGCAGUUUCCCAGUUGGGAACAAUGAUGAGGAUUCGCCACAGCUAACGCUCUGCCUAAUUGAGUCUUCAUUCACAGUGAUGCUGACGGCACAGAUCCAGAUCCCAAAGACUAUCUUAACGUAAAUACACCAUUAUAAACCCUCGUCUGAUAUUCAUAACUGCUCCCUUCGUGUGUAUCAAUAUUAAUCAGGACACUCUGCAGAGGGGGAUGUCAACACUGACGCCAUUCCAAUAUGAAAGCUUGUGAUAAGUGGUGUGGCAGCAGAGACUUGGCCUCCUUUGUCCUGUCACCUCCUGUGACAUCUGCAGCAAGCGCUGUGACAUGAUUACAGCUAAUGGCUGUCUGCGAUGCAUCACAGAGCUGCACAUCCACGUCAUCCACAUCCACCAACCGUCUGCUUUUUAUAGGCAGGACAUUUAAAUCACUCUGGGUGUAUAUAUGGAUCUUUAUUGUGGUUUAUUUGGGAGGCUUUCUUCUCUUUUGGUGGGUUGACACCUUGUUAGAUCCAAUGAGGGAAGGAUGAAGUCAUUUCCUGGCUCCCUGAAGAGGUAUGGGUGAUGCUUCCUGGAGACUAAAGAUUUUAAAUUUUUCAUAUUUUUCCUCUUCUCUGCAGUUUGAAGCUGGAGUGUGACAAGCUGGCCAGCGAGAAGUCUGAGAUGCAACGUCAUUAUAUCAUGGUGAGUGUUUUUUUAAGUGUGUGUUUCUGUGUGUGUGUCUCACUGUCCAGUGUGUGUGUUUGCCUGUGUCAGUCCGUGUGUGAUACUGUGAGUGACCCUGCUCUGUCAAUGUCUACUUUGCAACGGCAUGCCCCCCCACACUUCUGGUGACUUUUUUAAAAGGACAUUCUACUCCAAAAUGCAUGAAAAUGUAAUGAUGUUGACACAAUCUGAAAUAUAACUGAUGCGCCCUACUGUAGGGAGAUGAGGAGCAAUUGGUGGCUGUGCGCUCGUGCGUGCGACUGCUAGGUCUGUUUGCUACAAAUAUACACUGAGUACAAAACAUUAGGAACUGUUCUUUCCAUGACAUAACUGACUAGGUGAAUCCAGGUGAAAGCUAUGACCCCUUAUUGAUGUCACCUGUUAAAACCACUUCAAUCAGUGUAGAUGAAGGAGAGGAGACAGGUUAGAGAAGGAUGUUCAUGCCUUGAGACAAUUGAGACAUAGAUUGUGUAUGUGUGCCAUUCAGUGGGUGAAUGGGCAAGACAAAAUAUUUAAGUGCCUUUCAACGGGGUAUGGUAGUAGGUGCCGGGCGCACCGGUUUGAGUGUGUCAAGAACUGCAACGCUGCUGGGUUUUUCACACUCCACAGUUUCCUGUGUGUAUCAAGAAUGGUCCACCAUCCAAAGGACGUCCAGCCAACGGCAGGCCAGUGGUCGAAAAACAGGUCCUUGAUGAAAGAGGACAAAGGAGGCUGACACGAAUUGUGCAGAGCAACAGAUGGGCUACAGUUAGUUAACUGACUGUCCAGUACAACAUUGGUGCCCAAAGACCCAUAAAAGAAUGCACAACUCGUCAUACCUUGACAUGAAUGGGGUAUGGCAGCCGACGACCUUAGAGUUCCACUUCUUUCAGCAAAAAACAAGAAACUGCGGUUGCAGUGGGCUAAGGAACGAAAACACUGGACAAUUGGAAAACAUUGCCUGGUCUGAUGAAUCCCGGUUUCUGCUCUUUCACGCUGAUGGGAGGACAAGGGUAUGGAGAAAACCACUUGAGUACUGUACAUGCAUCCAUCAUGCCGGCGUUGACAUUGCAGGCUGGUGGUGCUGGUGCUGGUGGGAUGUGUUUUCAUGGCACACAUUGGGAGCCUUGAUAUAAGUGGUGCAAUGUUUGAAUGCCACAGGAUAUCUGAACAUCAUUGCCAAUCAGGUGCAUCCCUCUGCGAAUUGAUUUUUUAGUCUCAGGGAAGCUCAUCUGCAUGCUCGUCGUCCUCACCAGGGUCUUGGCCUGACUGCAGACUGCUGGAGAAGUGUGCUGAAUCCCGGUUUCAACUGUACUGGGCAGAUGGCAGACUGUGAAUGGCGUCAUGUGGGCGAGCGGUUUAAUGACGUCAACGUUGUGGACAGUGUACCCCAUGGUGAGGUUAUGUUAUGGGCAGGCAUAAGCUAAGGACAAUGAACACAAUUGCAUUUUAUCGAUGGCAAUUUGAAUGCACAGUUACCGUGACGAGUAACUGAGGCCAAUAGUCGUGCCAUUCAUCCGCCACCAUCACCUCAUGUUUUAGCAUGAUAAUUCACAGCCCUAUGUCGCAAGGAUCUGUACACAAUUCCUGGAAGCAGAAAAUGUCUGUUCCUCCAUGGCCUGCAUACUCACCAAACAUGUCACACAUUGAGCAUGUUUGGGAUGCUCUGGAUCGACGCGUACGACAGUGUUCCAGUCCCCGCCAAUAUCCAGCAACUUCACACAGCCAUUGAAGAGGAGUGGGACAACAUUCCACAGGCCACAAUCAACAGCCUGAUCAACUCUAUGCGAAGGAGAUGUGUCGCUCUACAGGAGGCAAAUGGUGGUCACACCAGAUACUGACUGGUUUUAUGAUCCACAACACUACCUUUUUUUAAAGGUGUCUGUGGCCAACAGAUGCAUUUCUGUAUUCCUAGUCAUGUGAAAGGAUUAGGACCUAAUUAGAUUAGGGCCUAAUUAAUGUAAUUUCAAUUAACUGAUUUCUUUAUAUGAGCUGUAACUCAGUAAAAUUGUUCCCAUGUUGCGUUUUAUUUUUGUUCAGUGUAUAUUUGGGGCGCCGCUGCUAAAUGGAUAUAGGGGAAACACUGCAUUCAUACCACCUAGCACCUCCUCUGCAGGCAGGGGGAUGUUUAACACUGCAGCUAAAUAUGUCAACAAAACAUAUUUUCACCUUUUAUGGGAUAUUUUUGCAACAAGUAAUUGAAUUUGGCACCAUUUCAGUCUAGCAACUACAACAUAUAGCAAUAUUGCUAAAGUACACAGCAAUAUUGAAAAUACGAUCUCGCUCUUUUACCUUUGUCUCCAGUCUAUACUCUUCCUCUCUGUAGCCCUGUGCCCAUCUCUCUCUCUUUCUGUUUCUCUCUCUCCUCCCUCUUUCAUGUCAUUGUUCUCAGUCUUUUUAUCUCUCCUCCCUCUUAUGAUUCCUCCUUUAGUCUCUUCUGUGGUCCUUUUGUCUCUGGUGUUAUGUGUCAUCCCUUCUUUCCGCCAUCCUCUCCCCUCCUUCCCCCAACACAUACUCUCUACCUCUAGCUAAUCUCAUUGUCUCUGGCAAGGCCCGUGUAGCUGUCUGAUUCUGUCUCUAAUUGAUCCGUUGACUGGCUUAAUCUCAUCUAAUCUGUGAUGCGCUGCACUCGUAUCCAUCAGCGGAUCAGUGUGUUUGUAGCCCCAGCCUGGUCCCCCCUCCCUUAAUUGCCUAUCGGGUUCCCCUGCUUCGCCGGCUGCUAACGCCAGCGCCUCCAUUUCCCCAGCGCCAUAAUUGCUUUAGGGACGUGCCAUUUUGUCUGGACAGCCAACGCUCCCCCUCGUGUGUGUGUGUGUGUGUGUGUGUGUGGGGAGCGGGUGAUUUAACAGGGCUAAUGCUGAGCCACUGGCCCGCUCAUUAACGCAUAACAUACACACCAUCCCUUGCCGUCUCACAGCGACACAGGAGGACAACAGGGUGUGUGUGCGUGUAAAGGGUUUUACCUGGUGUAACAGUAAUGACAUGAUGCAUGACACCCAGGAGAUGGCUCUGUGGGACAGAAGGAAAUGCAUAUAGCUAGACAAUCUGCCUACACUCUACAGGACUUAAUGGAAUUUCCCUCUUUCUAUUAUUAUACUGGAAACAAUAUAAUAACGCCUCAUCUUCCUUCUGCUUUACAGUACUAUGAGAUGUCCUAUGGGUUGAACAUUGAAAUGCACAAGCAGGUAAGUCUCUCUCUGUCUACGUUAAUAGGAAACCCUCCUUCAGCAGUGGUGUCGGAGAUGGGAAUCGGUUCUUCUUAUCAUCAUGCCGCUUAUAGACAGACCGAGAGUGAAACAUCUCUCUCUGGCAUCGCUGAGAAAGCAUCCCUAUUCAGAGGGAUUGUUCUAAAGGAAGGAGCAGUACAGUACUGCGCAGGUUAAAGCUCUAGUCUCUGUAUUUUCCUACAUGGUCAGUGGAAGAGUAGCGUGCUGCUGUCUAAGGGGCUCAUCCGGUGCCCAUAGAUCCGGGGGGGGGGGGGGGGGGGUAAUUUAUGGGCCGGCUGCUGGGGGAGAGCGAUGGGCCUCUGUGGACCCGGCCUUAUCUGUGACCUCGUCUGGCGGUGACGGCCACGCUAAAAGAUUGACGGCUCCUCCAUGACAGCCACACCGGCAGCACAGAACACGCAGUGAAAAAUCGAGUCGCGCACACACACGCUCUAGCACGUACACACACAGCCCCUCGCUCUGCCUCAUGAGUACAAUUCAUCACCCCUACUCCUUUAUCUGACGGGGAUGAAAUAUUUAGAAAUUCAGAGGCAAGAGGGAGGGGGGGGGGCUGUGUGUGUGUGCGCGAGCGUGCUUGUGUGUGUAUCCCCAAUUAUGUAAGCGCGUGUGAGUGGGUGCAGAUGAACUGCGGCAGCAUUAGAGGGUUGAAAUGGAAGGGGAUGUGUAGAACUGAAUGUCGAAGAGAAUUCACGUCUGUGUUUUGUGUUCAGCCUGCUCUUUCACUUUCUUCUUUUUUUCUUUUUCUUUUGUUCUCUCUUUCUAUCGUUCUUUUUCGUUAUUUAGUUCACUCUACUCUUUUUCUCUUUAUUUUUCUCUUUCUUUUGUUCUUUCUCUUUGCUCUUUUUCUUUCUCUUUCUUUCUUUCGUUCUCUCUCUCCUCUCUCCUCUCUCUCCUCCCUGAGCUUUCUGUUCUCUCCAGCUGAGGAGCUCCAGACAGUUUAGUCUGGGAUUGUGCCGGGGAGAUACAGUUUAGUCUGGGAUUGUGCCGGGGAGAUACAGUUUAGUCUGGGAUUGUGCCGGGGAGAUACAGUUUAGUCUGGGAUUGUGCCGGGGAGAUACAGUUUAGUCUGGGAUUGUGCCGGGGAGAUACAGUUUAGUCUGGGAUUGUGCCGGGGAGAUACAGUUUAGUCUGGGAUUGUGCCGGGGAGAUACAGUUUAGUCUGGGAUUGUGCCGGGGAGAUACAGUUUAGUCUGGGAUUGUGCCGGGGAGAUACAGUUUAGUCUGGGAUUGUGCCGGGGAGAUACAGUUUAGUCUGGGAUUGUGCCGGGGAGAUAUUGAAAAGGGGUUAUUGUUUCUUCUUUGUCUCCCUCCACUUUUAAAAAAAUGUCUCCAUCCCUGCCAGUUGUAAGAACCCCUCUCCGGUUAGCUUGAAUUAAUUGCUCUCCCACCUGACAAAACAUUUGGCAUUUCCUCUUACUUUUGUGUGUGCGCACACUUGUGUGCAUCAUAUUCUUCCUCACAUAUAGAAAGAGGCACAAAAUGCAUUUGAAGAGCAGAGCGAGAUGUCAGUGUGCAUGAUGAUGGAGUGAUAAGAGUGUGGUGUUUUGUCUUCUGAGAUAUCACACUGAAUUAGAAAGUAACACAAUUAACACUGCUUUGCAUAUCAGAGUUGGUUAUGAUAAUUACUACGUAAAGUAAUAUGUGUGCUUGUGAAGUGCCCUUUGGGAGCGUGGGUUCUAUGUUGAUGCGAGUCUGAGGGGUGUUAAAUGAAGCUAAAGGCUGAUGUGUUUUAUCUCCUCAGGCUGAGAUUGUGAAAAGAUUAAACGGGAUCUGUGCCCAAGUCCUCCCCUAUCUGUCCCAGGAGGUAAGAACACCCCCUAACCCCUAACCCCUGACCCCUAACCCCACGUGGCGCCCUGCAGCCUGGAAUGAGAUCAUUCUUAUUUGACUUCUCAAUCCCUCCUCCCUAUAGCAUAUAUCCCUCCAUUCAUCAUUGAGAGCCCGGUAAUGAAAGGGACCAGAGCGCUCUGCUGUGAUCCAGAUAAGAUAUGCUCAUUUGUGUCCAUGACGAGAUGACCCAUUACAACAUGGGAGUGGAUAAUUGAUUCUCCAUCAGACCCCAGCAUUGUGUUAGUGACUUAAUAAUUGAAUCGGUAUGGAGCACAGGGUCAGUGUUGGUAGUAUUGAGCCAUCUAACCCCCCCCCCACCCGCAUGUGUGUUUGUGUCCCAGCACCAGCAACAGGUCCUGGGGGCCAUUGAGAGGGCCAAGCAGGUCACCCCUCCAGAGAUGAACUCCAUCAUCCGGGUAGGCUGCUCCCUCUAGGCACUCCUCAAUGGGGCUGAUACUCAUCACUAUCUAGCUAUCAAUCCAUCAUUAUGAUGCGUCUGAUGCUCUGGGUUUUAAUGGAGCUUUAUGUUUGGUGUUUUAGAUAUUGAUGAUGAUGAACGGUCUUUGUCUGGAAUAUGUCAAGGCUCAGUUGUACAUUUUGUGGAAUGGAUGUGCUCAGUUUGUACACACACACACAAAACACACCUGAGCACAUGUACAGUGGGGAAAAAAAGUAUUUAGUCAGCCACCAAUUGUGCAAGUUCUCCCACUUAAAAAGAUGAGAGGCCUGUAAUUUUCAUCAUAGGUACACGUCAACUAUGACAGACAAAUUGAGGGAAAAAAAUCCAGAAAAUCACAUUGUAGGAUUUUUUAUGAAUUUAUUUGCAAAUGAUGGUGGAAAAUAAGUAUUUGGUCACCUACAAACAAGCAAGAUUUCUGGCUCUCACAGACCUGUAACUUCUUCUUUAAGAGGCUCCUCUGUCCUCCACUCGUUACCUGUAUUAAUGGCACCUGUUUGAACUUGUUAUCAGUAUAAAAGACACCUGUCCACAACCUCAAACAGUCACACUCAACAAAAGUUUCUCUAUACUUUGUUAUAUACCCUUUGUUGGCAAUGACACAGGUCAAACGUUUUCUGUAAGUCUUCACAAGGUUUUCACACACUGUUGCUGGUAUUUUGGCCCAUUCCUCCAUGCAGAUCUCCUCUAGAGCAGUGAUGUUUUGGGGCUGUCGCUGGGCAACACGGACUUUCAACUCCCUCCAAAGAUUUUCUAUGGGGUUGAGAUCUGGAGACUGGCUAGGCCACUCCAGGACCUUGAAAUACUUCUUACGAAGCCACUCCUUUGUUGCCUGGGCGGUGUGUUUGGGAUCAUUGUCAUGCUGAAAGACCCAGCCACGUUUCAUCUUCAAUGCCCUUGCUGAUAGGAGGUUUUCACUCAAAAUCUCACGAUACAUGGCCCCAUUCAUUCUUUCCUUUACACGGAUCAGUCGUCCUGGUCCCUUUGCAGAAAAACAGCCCCAAAGCAUGAUGUUUCCACCCCCAUGCUUCACAGUAGGUAUGGUGUUCUUUGGAUGCAACUCAGCAUUCUUUGUCCUCCAAACACGACGAGUUGAGUUUUUACCAAAAAGUUCUAUUUUGGUUUCAUCUGACCCAUAUGACAUUCUCCCAAUCCUCUUCUGGAUCAUCCAAAUGCACUCUAGCAAACUUCAGACGGGCCUGGACAUGUACUGGCUUAAGCAGGGGGACAUGUCUGGCACUGCAGGAUUUGAGUCCCUGGCGGCGUAGUGUGUUACUGAUGGUAGGCUUUGUUACUUUGGUCCCAGCUCUCUGCAGGUCAUUCACUAGGUCCCCCCGUGUGGUUCUGGGAUUUUUGCUCACCGUUCUUGUGAUCAUUUUGACCCCACGGGGUGAGAUCUUGCGUGGAGCCCCAGAUCGAGGGAGAUUAUCAGUGGUCUUGUAUGUCUUCCAUUUCCUAAUAAUUGCUCCCACAGUUGAUUUCUUCAAACCAAGCUGCUUACCUAUUGCAGAUUCAGUCUUCCCAGCCUGGUGCAGGUCUACAAUUUUGUUUCUGGUGUCCUUUGACAGCUCUUUGGUCUUGGCCAUAGUGGAGUUUGGAGUGUGACUGUUUGAGGUUGUGGACAGGUGUCUUUUAUACUGAUAACAAGUUCAAACAGGUGCCAUUAAUACAGGUAACGAGUGGAGGACAGAGGAGCCUCUUAAAUAAGAAGUUACAGGUCUGUGAGAGCCAGAAAUCUUGCUUGUUUGUAGGUGACCAAAUACUUGUUUUCCACCAUCAUUUGCAAAUAAAUUCAUUAAAAAUCCUACAAUGUGAUUUUCUGGAAUUAUUUUUCUCAUUUUGUCUGUCAUAGUUGACGUGUACCUAUGAUGAAAAUUACAGGCCUCUCAUCUUUUUAAGUGGGAGAACUUGCACAAUUGGUGGCUGACUAAAUGCUUUUUUUCCCCACUGUAUAUAAUUGUUGCCAAAAAUAUUGGCACUCUUGCACGUUUCUUAGAUAAUUACCUAUUUCUUAUAAAAUAAGUUGGAAAAAUAUAUAAUAAAAUUGGUCUCCACAUCUUGUAAUUGGAUUUUAAACAUUGCAGAACAAUUAUUUUUGUUGUGUAAACUUAAGUUUACCAUUUUAAUUUAGAAAAUAAAGACUAAUGGCAUGGACAAAAUGAUUGUUACCAACGACUAAAUGAAGCAUUCAAAGACAAGAACACCCUCCCUACAAUCAAACAUGGGGAGGUUUGAUAAUGCUGUGGGAUUGCUUUGCUGCCCCUGGUACUGAAUGUGUGCAAGAACUCAUGAAAUCAGCAGAUGAUCAAGGAUUUUUGGAGUGCAAUGUUCAACUCAGUGUCUGGGACUCUGUUGAAGGUUGUUGGUCAUCCAGCAGGACAACGACCCCAAACACACAUCAAAAGCACCCUGGAAUGGUUCAAGAAGAAGCGCUGGACUGUUCUGGAGUGGCCAAUGAAGAGUUCAGAUCUGAAUCACAUCCAUAACCUAUGGCAAGAGCUGAAAACAGCAGUUGGAAUUAGAGAUGUUUGCUGUAGAAAAGUGAGCUAAAUUGCCAGUAAAAGUUGCAGCAAGCUCAUUGAUGGCUACAAGAAGCAUUUGUCGGGUGUUAUCUUGGCCAAAGGCUGUGCAGUGAAAUACUAGCUCCGGGGUGCCAAUAAGUUUGUCCAUGCCGUUUGUCUUUAUAUUUUACAUUUACAAUUGUAAACUUAAGUUUUAUGGUUCUGCGAUCCUAAAAAUCCAAUAACAAGGUGUGGAGACCAAAAGUUGUUUUCAAUUUCAGCUUAUUUGAGAAUAAAUAGGUAUUUCUUUAAGAAAGGUGCAAGGCUGCCAAUAUAUUUGUGUGUGCGCACGCACGUGCACUCGUGUGAGAGCCAUAUGUACCCAUCUCUGUAUCUCCCCUGUGUUUGAGCUGUGUGUGUGUUGUCCGCAGCAGCAGCUCCAGGCUCACCAGCUGUCCCAGCUCCAGGGUCUGGCCCUGCCCAUGACCCCCAUGCCCCUGGGCUUGAGCCAGUCAACCCUGCCGGCCGUCACCUCCUCUUCAGGCCUCUUCUCCCUCUCCUCCAUCCUGGCCUCGCAGGCCCAGCUGGCCAAGGAGGAGAAGGCUUCUCGCGAGGGAGCCGACAGCCACCGUGAGGAGGACGGGGACAAGUCCGACUAG
Coregonus sp. 'balchen' is the source of this 14145-nucleotide messenger RNA. NCBI's taxonomy places the organism in Eukaryota, Metazoa, Chordata, Actinopteri, Salmoniformes, Salmonidae. The record is from the annotation of a GenBank genome assembly.